Molecule: messenger RNA, 3845 nt
Organism: Hyposmocoma kahamanoa
Lineage: Eukaryota; Metazoa; Arthropoda; Insecta; Lepidoptera; Cosmopterigidae
Gene: ari-1
Product: potential E3 ubiquitin-protein ligase ariadne-1
Exons: 11
Coding region: 174-1697 (507 amino acids)
Biological process (GO): positive regulation of proteasomal ubiquitin-dependent protein catabolic process; ubiquitin-dependent protein catabolic process; protein polyubiquitination
Cellular component (GO): nucleus; cytoplasm; ubiquitin ligase complex
Molecular function (GO): zinc ion binding; ubiquitin conjugating enzyme binding; ubiquitin protein ligase activity
Source: RefSeq, a predicted model, not a curated record
GCGACAAUGAUGCCUAUCAAACCUCGUCUGAUACUGCGGGUUGGAGUAGCGGUGAGAGGGCGCUAGUAGGCAAAAGGGGAAGGAAGCGGCGGGUGGGGCGAAAAGAAGAUGAACUUACACCUUCGUCAAGUCCUCUAGAAUGCUCAGAGGUAAAAUUGAAACGAGUGUCGACGAUGGACUCUGAAGAUGACACAAAGGAUGAUGUGGAUUCUGGGAACGAGUCGAGCGGAGACGAUGUUGACUUUGCUAUGGACGUUGAGACCCACAGUACGAGGGAGCGGCAGACGGACCUCGAGGAGUACCCCUACGAGGUGUUGUCGACGGAGGAAAUCGUUCAGCACAUGGUUGAUUGCAUCAAAGAAGUGAAUACUGUCGUCGAGAUACCAGCAACCACUACGCGCAUCCUACUAAAUCAUUUCAAAUGGGACAAAGAGAAGCUGAUGGAGCGGUUUUACGACGGCGAUCAGGACCAGCUGUUCGCCGAGGCGAGAGUUAUUAACCCGUUCAGGAAACCAGUCAUACAGAGGCCAAAGGUACAAAACACUCAGCCUAGAAGAAUAUCCACCACAGGCACUGAAGAAUGUGAAAUAUGUUUUUCAAUUCUACCGACCGCUAUGAUGACAGGUUUAGAAUGCGGCCACAGAUUUUGUACGCAAUGCUGGUGUGAAUAUUUAACAACUAAAAUUAUGGAAGAAGGCUUAGGUCAAACUAUAGCGUGUGCCGCGCACGGGUGUGACAUCCUGGUGGACGAUCUGACCGUGAUGCGGCUGGUGAGAGACCCGCGCGUCAAGCUCAAAUACCAGCAUAUCAUCACCAAUAGCUUCGUGGAAUGCAACCGGCUGCUGCGCUGGUGUCCGUCGCCGGACUGCAGCAACGCUAUCAAGGUGGCGUACGUAGAACCGGCACCGGUCACGUGCCGCUGCCGGCACACCUUCUGCUUUGCAUGCGGGGAGAACUGGCACGACCCUGUGCGAUGCUCGCUGCUCAAGAAGUGGAUCAAGAAGUGCGACGACGAUUCAGAAACGUCAAAUUGGAUAGCAGCGAACACGAAGGAGUGUCCGAAGUGCAAUGUGACGAUUGAAAAGGACGGCGGGUGCAACCAUAUGGUUUGCAAGAACCAAAACUGCAAGGCGGACUUCUGCUGGGUCUGCCUCGGGCCCUGGGAGCCGCACGGCAGCAGCUGGUAUAAUUGCAACAGAUACGACGAAGACGAGGCGAAAGCGGCGCGCGACGCGCAGGAGCGGUCUCGGGCGGCGCUGCAGCGGUACCUGUUCUAUUGCAACCGCUACAUGAACCACAUGCAGUCGCUGCGCUUCGAGUCCAAGCUCUAUGCUUCCGUCAAGGAGAAGAUGGAGGAGAUGCAGCAGCACAAUAUGAGCUGGAUUGAGGUCCAAUUCCUAAAAAAGGCUGUAGAUAUCCUCUGCCAGUGCCGGCAGACACUGAUGUACACGUACGUGUUCGCUUAUUACCUGCGCAAGAACAACCAGUCAGUGAUAUUCGAGGACAAUCAGCGCGACCUUGAGUCCGCCACAGAGACGCUUUCUGAAUAUCUUGAAAGGGACAUCACUAGUGAGAAUCUUGCUGACAUUAAGCAGAAAGUGCAGGACAAAUACAGAUAUUGCGACAGUCGGCGCAAAGUAUUACUGGAGCACGUGCACGAAGGUUACGAAAAGGACUGCUGGGACUACACAGAGUAAUCCUCUCUCUAUCACUCAGCCGACAUCCAUAUUCACCUCUCACUCACUCUCCAUACGAACUUUCAUAACUCUCUUUACCUAUUAGGUUACCAUUACUUUCAUACGCUUUGUAUGUAUGUAGCUGUAAUUUCUUAGGUAAAGACACUGUCUAUUACGGUUGCUAUAAGAAAAGCUCUGACGUUGGUUAAUGAUUGUUUAAUUUAAUUUUGGCAAAGAUCUUCAUUAGUGAGAUCGUCACGAGUGAAAAACAAUAGUUUACCACAUUUAAUGGAUUAUUACAAUGUACUUCAUACAUUGGUACAGUCAAAAUGAUCUCGGUGUUCAGUGUUCGUAAAUAUUCGUGCACUUUUGAUAAAAAACAAACUUACGGAAACGAAUUUAAGGUGCACUUUAAAUUGUACUCAGACGUUUCAGUUUUAAUUUUUAUCAGCUAUCGUUGAAGUAAUUUUGGUUCUUUGUUGUCAGCUAUCGUUGAAGUAAUUUUGGUUCUUUGUUGAUUAAGAUCAUUUUGAAGCUGACUAUAUGUAUGAAUCUCUAAAGGUUGGUCAUUUUUGUAUCUGUAUAUUGGAGCUCUUAUAGUAAUCAUAUUACAAUCUAAACAAGGUUACGUUUGAAUUGUACGUUGAUUCAAAUUUCGUGCCGCGCGUAAUAUCCAUAUCGGUGUGUUCGGAUACACGCAUCGAACGUUUGAAACUAAAUUACUUAGCAAUUAUUGUGAGAGAAACUUGCGUUGUAAAACGUGAAAGUGAAAAUAACUUUCAUAAAAAUCAAAGAAUUGCCAAUAACAAAAAUAAUUGCAAUAGAACAAAAUCACGGGGCGUGUAUCUGAACGAUACCAAAUCAAGUAAAUAAAUAAAUUAGGAGUUUCUACCACAAUGAAUAGGAACAAAAGUCCAUGACAAUACAAACUGUAUUGAAGAAUAAUAAAUAAUACUUUUAACAAUAAUUAAUUCAGUGAACAUUCGUGGCGGACAUUUUCAGCUUCGCUCGCUUUUAACCUCAUGUGAUCGAAUGAUAUGCAAUUGCCUUGAAAGUAAUUUGUAAUUUAAAAUGUAGCGCCCACGGAUUCAAUAUCUGUGUGCAAAGUAAAAAUGCAGGUUAAGAUCUCAAUUACCCAUGAUUAAUUAAUUUCUCGUCAAUACUCUACGAAACUAAAGAAAAAGAAAAAAAUAUUUUUAUAAACUCCAGCGACAGCAACUUUAUUUCAAACAUUUUAAGUUAUUUAUAGACAGUUCAUGUUGUUUAAAUUUCAUUAUGUUUCUAGAUUAUAGUUCCAUAGCAUAGUCCAAUACAAUAAAUAUGGAAUUUUCACUUUGAUGUGGUUUGAUGACGUCACGUCUCUGUACACUGAGUCAUACUAACUUGAGCAAUAAGUUUCAUAAGUCAGAUCUCCUGUAAUAGAUAUAACCCAUAUUAUUAUUUUUUGACUGUAACAAUUAGACUUUAUAAUUUUAAUCAUUGAUUUUGAUACUUUAUAGCCGGAUUACCACCACAGCAACAAUAGACGCGCAGCGUAUUUGCAGAACUAUGUCAAAUGACACGCAGCAUAGGCUUUGCCCAGACUAGCUCUUCAAGCAUUGCCCGGCAUAACACAACGCGAAAACAGCACGGUGGCAUUAAUAUUCCCGACUCAGUGAUGUAAAAACCACAGUUUCCAUUAGUCUGUCUGACUUUUGACAGUGUUCGCGUUUAAGCUACUAUUCUUACUAAUAAUAUAUCACAUUUUGACAGAUAAUUACUAAAAACUGUAGAAUUAGUAGGAAACGCAGUCAUACUGAAGCUCAAUUUACAUUUCUGCGGAAUGGAAGCGAACCUUUGUAAUAUGAGCCAAAAAGCAGGUCGCGCGUCUUCCGGAGAAUUUCACGCAGUCUCGGGAAUUGUACGUUACAUAAUGACAUAAAAUCAAUUAUGCUAUAUACAAUAUCGGUACCAAUAUUAAUUUCCUUUCAAAAUUUUAAACUAGGAAUUUAUGAGUACCAGAGCAAGGGAUUUCACUCCGGGGUGCUACCCGGAGCAUCCAGACCAGAACCAAUUUAGAAAAGUUCAUUUCCCCAAUUUGUUCUACCGGGAAUCGAACCCGGAAUCUGCGCAUACAGAGCCGCGUAAACACAGUGCAAACUGUUGAAAAAUUUGUGAACUUCACAAACC